GAGCUACCGAAGUCACUGAAUGGUGAUGUCAGAUUAACUCUGAGUAAGGUACCAACAAGAGCAAAGGGGCAGUUAUACCACUUGGGUCUCCAUCCUGCUCAGCUGUAAACAGAACUGAAGAGAUGGAGAUGAGGUUCAAGGUCCUGGUGUGUCACAUCAUCCUCCUGCAGAGUACCACUGUAUAUCUGUAUUCAGUACCUGCUAGCCAACAAAACCCAGAGAGUGUUGUGGUGUCAGUGACUAAUAUCAGCGCUCAAGUUGGAGAGCAAGGUUUCCUUACAUGUGAGAGUCACCGAAUGGUUUGGACACAGGACAACCUAAUGGACAGGCAACGUGUUGUUCAUUGGGACCUGUAUAGCAGUCAAGGGGUUUACCGUGGAGAGCGUCUUCUCGAUAUGUUUUCUGCGGGUGAGCAGCGCAUCUACAAAGACUACAAUCAGAGGAGAAUAUCAGUUUCAGAGAGAGCUUUCCAAGAUGGCAAUUUCUCACUGGUGAUCAAAGAUCUUUCAAUGAUUGAUCAAGGGCUGUAUUCCUGCAAUCUCCAUCACCACUACUGCCACCUGGAUGAGACUGUACGAGUUCAGCUAAAUGUUACCAAGUCAGAACGGAAAGUAAAGAUGUACUGGGAUGGUGAGAAGGUUGUCAUUGUGGCUUUAAUUCAUUCCACGGUGCUUCUUCCCUGCGAGAACCGUGAUCACAUGUGGACCGACAGACACCGUGAAGAGGACCAACAAGUAGUUCACUGGGAUCGGCAAGCUCCAGGGAUCCCUCAUGACCGUGCUGACCGUCUCAUUGACAUGUACGCAUCAGGGGAGAGACGAGCUUAUGGGUCACUCUUUCUCAGGAGAAAGAUGAAUGUGUCCAGUUUAGCCUUUUCACAGGGAGACUUUUCACUUUUUAUUCCAUAUUUAACCCGUGGAGAUGAGGGCACCUACUCAUGUCAUCUUCACCAUCAUUACUGUGGUCUCCAUGAACGCAGGAUCUUCUAUCUCUCUGUGUCUGAUCGUCCCAAGGUAGAAGAACCAAGCAAAACAAAUUCGGACUCUGCUCCAGCUAUAGAUUCCAAUGUAGUCCGGGAAAACAAAGUCAUCAAUGUUACCAUCCAAGAGAGCAGACUCCAUCUCUUCCAACAGCUUGGAUACAUUCUGGCAACCCUUUUGCUGUUUAUUCUUCUCCUUACAGCUGUGAUCCUCAUCACUCGCAAGCAUCAAAAAAGAGGGGAUGCAUAUAACUUGAAUAAACCUCAAGGAAUAGAGGUUAACACGAAGGAAAUCUGCCUCAGGCCUCCUGACCUCAUCCAAUACAAAAAGGAGGAGCUCCGAAUAGAUUAUAAAAAUAACAUUCUAAAGGAACGUGCAGAGAUGGACAGAGUGUUUGCACCAAAGAACAUCGACUUAGACCUGGAGCUUCGGAAAGAAUAUUGUAAAUAAAGAAAAUCAGAUCAACGCUGCUGGCUGGACCAGGAGCUUACACUUCAUUCAAGAAGAAGAAGAAUUCCCCAUUAUUCCUACUUAAUCUUUUGGUUGCUUUCCUGCAUUAGCUGUUUUCUUGUUUCAGAGCAUGUAGAUAUGGUCAUUAUUUUGGCCCAAGACCAGUAGCAGCAACAAUUUAACUUCAAGGACAGUUUAGCAAGUUUCUUCUGUACGACACAGGAGACAGUAUUUAAGAACAUAACUAACCUUUUGGGAACAUAGUCACCAUAGAAGUUUUGUAAUGAUGGCUUAAUUUCUUUUCUUGUAGUAACAUUUUAUAUAAAAGAAAAAUAUGAUUACAUUUCUGUUUACAAAUUUUAACCAAACAUAAAGUGGAAAUGUUAAAAAAUUUAAAUCAAAUUUCAUGCUGGUGUUCUAAACCUAUGGGGCGUGGCCCAAAUGAGGAUCUUCAUGCUGUUUAGUAUGGGGUGACUAGACCACUUGAAUAUGCAGGGAGAAGUCUAAUAAAUACACAUUGCAGGGCAGCACUGAUUGCAUUUAACAUUAACUGCAAUCAGUUCAGCCCUGCUAGCUGCAUUCUUUAGACAUGUCCUCGAACUGUUAAGUGAUCUGCUCACCCUAGUUUAGUAUGUGUCACAAUGAUCCCUCUAAGGUAUGCACUCCUGCAUGUACAUGUUACUUAUGAUGCCAGGGCAAUAAUCAAAGUUGUUGCUGGAGAUGGAAAUUCCACAGGAGGGUGAUGGCACAAAGAAAGAUUCAGGAAACAUAGCAGUCUGCAUUUCAAAGUGGAAACUACCCGACAAGUGUCUGCACAAGUGCUUUCAGGUCAAUGUAAUUAAAAUUAAUAAAAAAUGGAGGGAGCAGGCAUUUUCACCCCACCUUCUGAGCUACUGGGCAAUGAAGCACCUCAAAUGACCCUGUAGCCAUUGCCAAUAUGCAGUCUAGAUUACAGCUCAAACAAAAUUAUAUAUUUUAUAUAUGGACAAUACAGGUAUGGUAUCUAUUAUCUGGGAUACCUGGGUCCUGGGGUUUUCCUAAUGGGGGUCUAUUUGUUAUAAAGCGCACCAUAAGGAUUUAUGCCAGCGUAGAUAACUACUAUCAGCUACAAUGUACUGAAUAAUUGUGAAAUCAGUCAAAUAUAUAGACUUAUUUGUUUAAUUAAAAUAUUAUUGUAGAAGUCCUAUAUCUGGGCUUUCUGGAUAACAAAUUUUCAGAUAACAGAUCCCAUACCUAUACUAUUAAAAAGGCAAAAUAUCAUAUAUUUUACAAAACAUUUUAGGUAACAAAGUUGAUUCCCGGACCUAAUCUGGAUGCCAUCAUAAAAGUUGAAGAGGGGUGUGUAGCAUCUUUAAUGCAUGAAUACAUUUGUCUUGACAUGGUGCAACACGACACACUCAUUUUCCAAUUGUUGUGGAUGGUGUUCAUGUACACCAAUAAAGCCUGAUCCAAGUUUUCCAAGGAUAUGUGUUUGUGUGUGCUGGAUUGUGAGAAGUAAAAUGAGUUCUAGUGUUGUCUACAA
This is a messenger RNA of Xenopus tropicalis (tropical clawed frog), 2952 nucleotides long. RefSeq names its product matrix-remodelling associated 8 (gene mxra8). The record is from RefSeq and is marked provisional. Gene Ontology annotation, biological process: cell adhesion. Gene Ontology annotation, cellular component: membrane; plasma membrane. NCBI's taxonomy places the organism in Eukaryota, Metazoa, Chordata, Amphibia, Anura, Pipidae.